Messenger RNA from Pseudogymnoascus destructans, 438 nucleotides. RefSeq lists its product as uncharacterized. Lineage: Eukaryota; Fungi; Ascomycota; Leotiomycetes; Thelebolales; Thelebolaceae. The record is from RefSeq and is a predicted model, not a curated record. The transcript has a single exon. Bases 1 to 438 code for a protein of 145 amino acids.
AUGGUGCCUGCAACAGUAGGCCUCUCCGACCGACCAGCAUACAUCGAAGCACACAGCUCUGAGGCAUCAGAUCUCACGGAAGGUUUCGAUUAUAUGGUCAAAAAUGAUAUGAUGUCUGACAAAAAACUUCAAGUACUAAGGAGCAACCGUUCUCCGAGACCGUCGCAACUCCCGGCAAAUAACCCGUACCUUGGGCCAGCUACCCAGCUCAAAUAUGGUAUAGCAAGCUCAGUGUACCCGUCGAAUCCAACCGGCUUUAUGAGCCCAAAUCCUCAAGCUCAAUUCCAGUCACCUCAGCCGCUCUAUGGAUCCCGUCAGCUCCCAGGGACACUGAAUCCUUCUCCUUAUUCCGCCACUGGACCGCAAGUCUACACCACGGAUCCGAUUAAAUGCAUGACGAAUGUCAAUCUUUGUAAGAUAUUUGGCACUGUGAUCUGA